GUGAACCUUUACGAAUUCUGGAUCACCACCACAAAUCGCUCGAUACUGUCGGCAACGUUGACCUGGUCAAUGCUUGUCUGGAGGAUGAUGCUACAGUUGUCAUACCUUUAGAGUCCACACUACACCAAACGACCUCCAGACCUAACCAGGAUCAUGCCACCACUCCUUCACCCGAAAUCGCGAAUGACAUCGUCGCUCUUCGCAACGACAGUCGCCGCAUGCUUUCUAGUCGUCACGAUUCCGCAUUUGCUUCCUUGCCCCGUACCCCGGGCCCGCUUCGCCGAUGGAGAUGUUAUGGUUGACGAGAAUGGCCGACGAAUGAGAUGGAAGAGGAAGGAUGCCAAUCCCAAAGUCGAGGAUGGGAUUGUACAAUUUAACGAUGUGGCGAGCGACGAGGCAGAGAACGCACAAGAUAGAGCAAGGAGGGAAUGCCCACUGCCGAAGCCGGGAGGUAUGCUGGGCGAGUGGUUGGGAUUUCACAAGAGCGACAAGGAGACUGGACGAUGACCGGCAAAGAAUGAGCUGAAUGACCUCAAACCUGUAUAUUGAGCGUGGUAGCUCCCUUGGUACGCACCUGGAUGCUUGAAUGGCACACAGGGCGGCUCCCAUGGGUUCUGUCUGAUAUGAACUCCGCUGUGAUCCUACAAAACAUGGGGAAACCAUUGAAACGGAUUGAUAGAAGAGUGCGGUUCUUGGAGAACGGGAGUAACUGUCACUGAAGGAUGAUAUCCCUCCUCGAAUCCCAGGCCCUAGAGGACAACCUUUGUUGAAACAUACCUUAGCUAUGCCUACCCAAGAGCCAUGAAUCAGAAAUGGCAAGGGGGAUGAAAAAUCAUAAUUAGCUACUCGUCAUACUGCAUCAGUUUACCAGAUAGCCAGGAUGUUCCACUUGGUUGAGAAAGUAGUUGUGGAAUGGC
Messenger RNA from Fusarium oxysporum Fo47, 917 nucleotides. RefSeq lists its product as uncharacterized. Gene Ontology annotation, biological process: mitochondrial respiratory chain complex IV assembly. The record is from RefSeq and is a predicted model, not a curated record. The transcript has 2 exons. Gene Ontology annotation, cellular component: mitochondrial matrix. Lineage: Eukaryota; Fungi; Ascomycota; Sordariomycetes; Hypocreales; Nectriaceae. The coding region runs from base 154 to 507 and encodes 117 amino acids.